Alosa sapidissima (American shad) is the source of this 11461-nucleotide messenger RNA. RefSeq names its product sacsin-like. The record is from RefSeq and is a predicted model, not a curated record. Bases 133 to 11061 code for a protein of 3642 amino acids. The transcript has 2 exons. Lineage: Eukaryota; Metazoa; Chordata; Actinopteri; Clupeiformes; Clupeidae.
UUUAGAUAAACCUCAUAUUCUUUUGUGAAGAAAUGAGAAAAUUAAGUUUUGCCUCCUUUUUACAGAGAGUUGCUGCCAUUUUGCAAAGGAACAUUUAUAUCUCAGGAAUUGAGCUCUAAAAGCCUUUGUCACAUGAAGAAUCUAGCCACCAAAGAAACGUUCAACAUCAUCAACCUGGACAAAAAUAAUGUGGCUGAUUUAAUCAAGGAACAUUUACCACAUGACUGGAAAAAUGAACAUGACCCUGUGGUAUGGGACCUAGGUAAUCCAGAGCAUCCUCCAAGGGGUUGGUUAAUAGAGUUUUGGAAAUAUUUGAGUUCCCACUGGGAGGAGUUGGGCCACUUUGUUAACCUGCCAUUAUUACCUGUGGAAUCUGAAAGCCACUCUGAAUAUGUGUUGUUGGCAAAGCUACAGGAAAAACCAACUCUGGUGUUUCAGCAAAACAAACACGGCAACCUGUCUGAACAUAUUCAGAAUGUAGUAAAGAAGGUUGGGGGAACUGUAAUACAUCGGGACGAGUGUCUCAAACAUCAUGAUAUAGAAACCUUUGUUCUUCCACCAUCACCAAAAAGCCUGCUGAAGGUCUUCUUAAACCUGAGCAGUGAUCAGGUCAUCAGAGGAAUCCAAUGUGCAUCUUGUACUGAAAAAGAGGAAAUCAAAUCCUUCCUCUCUUCCUUGGAUUCCCUCUCAGAUGAAGAGCAAAGCAUAGUCUCUAAAAUGCAUUUAUUCCAGUUGAUGACUGGCGAGUAUGUAUGGGCUAAAUCAAAGCAUGCAGUGGUUUUAAACACCUCACCGACCAUUCCCUCUGACCUCCCCAUUCCUAAUUCUGUGGUCCAGUGUGCUACUGAGGCAGAUCGCAGACUUUUGUCAAUGCUCAAGACUGAAUUCUUUGACACAGCACAGCUGGCCCUUCAUUUGGUAAAUUGCAUUGAGACAGGCUCUUUUAAUCAAGAGAAUGAAAAGAAAACAAUGAUCUGGAUAUUACAACAUGGCGUCGCCCUCUUUUCUCAAAAUGUGAUGUUACACAAGAAAUGCAAAGAUCUGCCCUUUAUUGAAAUAGAUGGAGAGUGCCAGAAAGCCAAAGCUUCAAGUGUUUUUGAUCCCAGCAAUGAAACCUUCAAAAAACUCUUUGAGCCAAACUUCUUUCCUUCCGCUGACUACGUGAUGACUGAACAGAUGCUCCAGAGCUUACACCAACUUGGAUUACAGUCAGAAGAGAAGGACAUAUCUCCUGACAAUGUGCUGGAUAUUGUCACAAAUCUUGCACAACUCCACACGUGUUCUCAGGAAGAAGCCUGUAGGAAAACAGAUGUCCUUCUCAGAGUGUUGAAUGAGAAUGAUAUCGUUUCCAAAUUCUCUCCUAGGCAGCUAGAGCAACUACAGGAGAUAGAAUGGAUUCCUUGUGAGAAUCCAUACACUGUGACAGAAGACCUCAAGGUGACAGUGGAAAAAAGAGGUUUCUAUAAGCCAUGUGAAAUUAGGCAUUCAAAGUACCGUACUGUUGUUGGGCAUGUUAUGCCACUUGUUACGGAGCUAAAUGAAAAAGUCUGCAAACAACUGGGACUACUGAGUCCACCACCAGCUAAGAAAGUCAUGGAGAAUCUAUAUGUACUAAAUGCAAUGUCACAAACCACACUUGGCCUUGACAAAGAUGUCCAAUUUAAAGCAAUAUUGCAUGACACCUAUACGUUUAUGCAAGACAAUAUUGGGCAUUUUAGGGAAGUACUAAAGAAGAAUUCUGUACCUUGGCUCUGGAUUGACAAUCAUUUUGUCUUGCCUUGUGAUGUGGUUUUGGCCUAUCCAUGUGGAUUAGAUCUGAGUUCUUACAUUGAGAAGGUUCCAGAGGAAUACUCACCAUAUCAAGUCUUACUAAAAGAGUUUGGAGUGAAGUUAAGCCUUUCAGAAGAUGAGAUUGAGAACAUACUCCAUGAUGUCAAAGAAAGAAUUGAUGAAAGAAAUCCACCUAAUGGAGAUGCCUCGGAGUUGAGAGUGUCCAUAAAUAUUCUGAACUGGAUGCGUAAAGAGAAUAAACCUGCGAAAGAUGAUACUCCAAUACCAGUCAUGACAGAGAAUCAAAAAUUUACUCUGCAGCCUGCCUCCAAGACCAUCUUCUGUGACAUUACCAAAGAGGGUUUGACAGACUUGAAGGAAGACCAUGAAGAUUUUCAUGUCAUCCACGAAGAGAUAUGUCUUGCAACAGCAGAGUGGCUUAAAAUUCCCUUCCUUAGCACCCGUAUUCUAAACCCAGAAUUCAUUGGAAUAGAGCAGUGUGGGCAGACAGAGCCCAUAACUCAGAGGAUUAAAAACAUUCUGAAGGAGUAUGAUGAGGACAGCGACAUAUUCAAAGAGCUCCUGCAAAAUGCUGAGGAUGCUGGUGCUAGAACUUGCAGAUUUAUGGUUGACUUCAGGAAACACACAGACUCUCCUGAAAGUCUUAUUGACAGUGGCAUGUCCCUGUGUAGUGGCCCUUGCCUUUGGAUAUUCAAUGAUGAACUCUUUUCAGAUGAAGACUGGAACAAUAUCACCAAAGUGGGAUCUGCUUCAAAAGAAAACAAAGUCGAGAAAAUUGGAAAAUUUGGGUUAGGAUUUAAUGCUGUCUACCAUGUCACUGAUAUUCCCUCUAUCUUAAGUGGGGAAAAGCUUCUGAUUUUUGACCCCAAUGUGUCACACCUAAAAAAGCAUAUUCAAAGUAAAGGAAAUCCUGGAAUCAGACUUAACUUAUUUCACGAACGACUUUUUCGAAGGUUUCCAGGGCAAUUCAGAUCAUACGAGGGAAUAUUUGAUUGUCAUUUCUCUGAGAAGAGUACAGAGAAAUUUUACAAUGGCACAUUAAUGAAAUUGCCCUUUCGCACACCAGAGGAAUCCAGAAUGUCUGAAAUCUGCACAAAAGUCUAUGACACACAUCACAUUAUGGAUUUUCAACAAUACAUGACUGAGAAUGGUCAAACUUAUUUGCUAUUUCUGAGAAAUAUAGAGCAUAUCUCUCUUCAGAUUUUGCCAGAUAAUGCUACUACACCCCCAACAAACGAUCAAACCAAGACACUUGUUCAAAUCACAAGAAAAAUUGUGGACAUAAUUGGAAUCACUGAUGAAAUUCCUCUGAAAGACAUGCAAAUGUAUUCUUUAGCAUGUUUGAUGCAAUAUGAUGCAAACUGUGCUGGUGUAAUUGAUAGUUCUACAGCAAGCAUUACUGAAAUAAUUCAACACGACGUUGCUGGUCCUGAUGUCCAUUACUGGCUUCUUUAUUCUUGUUUUGGGACCCAUGAUUCACUAAGAAUAGUCCAAGAGAACAAUGAGCAGAACAUAUUCUCUUUGCCAGUUGGGGGUAUAGCAGUGCCUUUGAAACAACAACCUCAGACUGGAAACUGGGCAGUCAAGAAGAGCAGCUUAGUUGGACAAGCAUUCAGUUUCCUGCCUCUGUCCAUUCAAACGGGCCUUCCUGUUAAUAUAAAUGGUUCGUUUGCUGUGAUGUCAAACCGAAAAAGUCUGUGGGAGACUGGAGUGAAGGCACAAUGGAACACAGCCCUACUGAAGGAUGCUGUGGCAAAUGCCUACAUGACCACCCUUCUUAUCUUGAAGGAACUGUCAGAAAAUGGAAGCCUUUCAGAUUAUCCCUAUUACACAUUCUGGCCAGAUAAAGAGAAAGUAGGCAAAGCAUUUCAACCACUAGUUGAUGCCUUCUACUCUGCUAUCGUGCAUGGAUUUUGUAAUGAAGAUCUUAAACUUUUCAGUGAUGGCAAGAAUUGGUGCUCAGUUAAGAAUGUGAGGUUUCUGGACCCACAAAUAGCAAAGCAUAAGGAGAUUGGCAAACUUGCAGAGAAAAUCUUUCUGAGCCAUCAAAACCCAGGAUACUGUGCUGUUACACUUCCUUUGUUUGUGAGGGAAAGCAUGAUAAGAAGUGGCUUCAGAGACAUUGUGUUGGCAAGAACAAUCAGUUGGACUGAAUUUUACCAGGAAGUGGUGUUCAGUAAUUUGGAUGCUCUGGAAUCCCAUGAAAGAAAUGCAAUGAUUCUCAGCGGCAUUGACCUCAAUGAUGAUGAAGUUGAUGAGCUACUGAAAGCGCAUUGCUGCCUCCCUUCACAGGGAAGUGGUGAACUGCAGUACAUUAGGAGAGUAGUGUACCCUUCAGGGAAAGUGGCCUGUCUGUAUGAUCAAGAGGAAGGAAGGUUUCUUGAUGGUACCAGAGAUGACUUCUGUUCCCCCAAAAGAAUCCAAAGGCUGUUGGCAUUAGGAAUGCUAAGUGAUCACCUACCUUUAGAGGAUUUGGCAGAGAGAGCAGGCACUAUCUCAAAAGUCUGGGAAAAGGAUCAAUUGAAAGCAAGAAAGCGGCUUCAAUGCAUGUUUGAUUUGAUGCAGGAGUUAUUAGUUGAAAAACAUAUUAAACAUACAAAAACAUCUCAUCUGUGGCGCACACUGCAAAACAUACCGCUCAUCCCAGCCUGUCCACCAUUGACCAUGGAACUACCGAGUCAUGUGAUGCAUCUGCUAAAAAAGCCCUGUCAGGUUUAUAACAUCAAUUGCCAUUAUUUGGUUAACAUGACAGAAUUCACAGUAGAUCAUAGAAUCCUUAAGAUACACGCUGAUAACUCAGUCCUUGAGAAACUGGGUGUGCGUCAAACACCACCACUUGAGACAGUGCUAAGGCAAUUAGAGGAAGCAUCUAGAUGUGAUGUACGUGAUCAGUCUGUGUUACGCAGAAUAGCAUAUGAGAGCUAUGAGUACUUGAAUAAUUGGCUGAAUAAUCAUCAAGAUCCAACCUCCAUCGCUGAAAGUGCAAACUCCUUUCCCUUUAUCUUUGUUGAGGACACAUUUGUACAUGUGAGAUCAGUGGCGGAAAGGCAAGAGUUUGAAGUUAAGCCUUACCUCUAUGUGCUUCCACAUUACUUUUCCAAGUUCCGCACACUUUGGGAAUGUAUUGGAAUGCAAGAUAAAUUCACACCUCAGCAGUUUGUUGACGUCUUGCAGCGCAUGGCACAGAGGUAUGGAACAAAACCUCUUUCCCACUCAGAUCUUAAUAUCUGUCUGGACAUACUUUCAAAAGGACUUCUGAAGACUAAAAAUGCAACCCCACAGAACUGUCUUGUUCCUGAUGAAAACUCAGUGCUAAGACCCAUCUCUAAUCUUUGUUACAAUGACAGCCCAUGGAUGCCAGUGUCAGAUGAUGUCACUCUGUGUCACAAACUAAUAUCAAGGGAAAUUGCAUGCCAUUUUGGUGUUAGGACAACAAGACACCACACACUACAAAACCAUUUAGUUGAUAGCUUUUCACCUUAUAAUUUGAAAGAAUUAGAAUUUGGACAACAUGAAAAGCUGACAGUGCGAAUAAAAAACAUCAUAAAUGCAUAUCCUUCCAAGAAAGACAUCAUUAAGGAGCUCAUUCAAAAUGCAGAUGAUGCUGAAGCAACAGAAAUACGCUUCAUUUGGGAUAGAAGGAAACAUGGCACAGUGAAAACAUUUGGGAAGAAAUGGGAUUCUCUUCAAGGUCCAGCUCUGUGUGUGUACAACAACAAGGUGUUUACUGAUGCAGACUUGGAAGGCAUCCAGCAGCUGGGGGAAGGUGGAAAACAUGGACAGUAUGGAAAGACAGGAAGAUAUGGUCUUGGAUUCAACUCUGUUUAUCAUCUCACUGAUUGCCCAGCUAUUUUAACAGGAGACAAGUGGCUUUGCAUAUCUGACCCUCAUGUUAAAUAUUCAGAAUCAGCAACCCGGCAGAGACCAGGGUGCAAGUACUUAUUAGAUGAAGAAUUUAAGAAUUCAUUCAUGGAUGUUUAUCAGACAUUUCUACCAUCAGAUUUCAGCCUCGAGUCUGGAACAAUGUUCAGGCUUCCACUUCGAACAGAGGAAAUGGCAGCUAAAUCUGAAAUAUGCAACAAUCACAUCAGAGAACAUGACAUUACAGAAUUUUUGCAAGUGUUUUUUGAAGACCCAGAUGGCUUGACCCUCUUCUUAAAACAUAUCAAGAAAAUAGCAUUCCAUAUUAUCAGCCCCGACUCAGGCACUCUGCGUAAUGCAUUUGUGAUUGAAAAGCAACUAUCCGAGGAAAGCAGCAUGAAGAGAGCACAAUUCCAAAAUCAAGUUCAACAUUCUCUUGUGUCCAGACAGACUGUACCCUGCCAGGUCAUAUAUGAUAUGCAGAUUUCUUCAUCAUUUUCAAAUAUCCAAAGGACAUGUAGUCAAUGGGUAAUUGCAGAACAGUUUGGCUCUCUUGGAUCCACCUCUGUCAAAACGAAUAGGUGUUCACAAACCCCACAGGCAGCUGUGGCAGCACGUAUAGGAGAGAAGCCCUCUGAGCAUGACUUCAUGGGAAGGGUAUUCUGCUCCCUACCUUUGCCUGGGGUAACUGGUCUGCCAGUUCAUGUCAAUGGGAAUUUUGAAGUUGACUCCUCUAGAAGGGACCUAUGGAAAGAAGAUGGGGUGAGUCUAAAGACUACGUGGAACGAGUCUCUCAAACUGGACGUUAUUUCACCCCUGUACGCCGAUCUGUUGAAGCAUAUACAAACAACCCUGGAAACAGGAGAUCAUCUGACAGUAUCCUCUUUAGGAUCAUGGCUAGAUUCUUCAUAUCUGACCUUUUUCCCAUCUGUCUCAAAAGAUGUUGCUAAGGAAUGGCACACAAUGAUCCAUCAUGUGUACAAGUCAAUAAGUGAAAGAGAUCUCUCAGUGAUUCCUGUUUUACAGACCUUCCAACCAGUGAUGGCAAAUCAGACAACAGAGACAUACACAGUCAGCUGGUCAAAUGUUUGCAAACACAAUCCAAUGGAUUCUCCUCAUUUUAGUGGCAUGUUACAAGCAAGCCUUUUUGAUAUUUUAGAGGACAUUGGAAUGAAUGUGGUUCCUUGGUCUCGAAAGAUGAAUCAAAUCUACACAGGUUUCAUAACUGCAGAUGUGGAGGCAAUGUGGUUAUGUCCCAAAACAGUGAGGGAAUAUCUGAAGCAAAAACCUCUGAAUGAUGCUCAUGCCUUGCCCUUACCUGUUGAUCACACUCUGAUUAAAGAUAAAAAGCGAUGUUUCAUACUCCUCAACGCCUGUGCAGGGGACAUUGAUGAAAGGAAUAUCAGCUCUUUCGAUGGACUUCCCCUUCUGCUCACUCAAGAUCAGAUGCUGAGGGUUUUUGACCGGAACUCUCCAAGACUGAUGACAAAGUUUUGGAAUAUAUUUCAAGGACAGAAAGCAUUGUUUGUUGAUUAUUCUGUAAAUUGUAAUCACACUAAAGUACUACAAAAUGGAUGCUAUAUUGAGAAACUGACUUUUCCAAUAGCAUCUCAGCUCUUGAAACCAUUACUUGAAGAUGUCAGUCAACAUUCUGAUGGUAAACCACCUGCUUUUCUGAAGAGACUUUGGGAAUUCUUUGAGGAAGAAAUCAGGUCAGAUACCUAUAAGAAUGAAGCUACUGCUUUCAAAGAAUUGAGGAAAGCUUUCAUUGACUAUCCAAUUGUACCCAUCACUUUUCCUAGUCAGCACAAAAAGCAUAGUUUACAGACAAUGAUGAAGUUGUCCUCUGUUGUUUGGGAUCCAAAGGAGAAGAUAUCAUCCAUCCUGGUCCAGUUAGGCCUGGCGACAUUAAACCACUCUUUUUUUGUUGGAUUACCCUAUUUGCAUACAACUCUAAAUUCUGAAGUCCUUCAAACAAGUGAAAUCGCUGCAGUUCUCGACCAACUUUUACAGGUUCCUCACUCCAACAUCAAAAAAAUAGACAGCUAUGAAUUGGACAGCCUUCUGCAUUUUCUCCUAUCUGGAAUUAGUGCUACCAGAGACUCACAAGAAUAUCAGAGAAAGUUGAAGACAUUACCUCUGUUUGAAACAGCACACGGUGAACGGCAGAGCAUCGAAGGGUGUAACAAAGUGUUCAUUCUGAAGACAUGCUUUGAAAUGAUCCCUGAUUUGUACUGUAUUGCUGCAAAUGGACACAUUGUCCUGAAUAACUCUUCUGUCAACCAGAAACUCUCAGUAACCCUGAAAAUAAGUGCCUUAACUGACCUAGAGUUCUAUGUGAAUUUCCUGCUGCCCAUAUUCCACACACUCACAGAAAAACAAGUUAUUGACUCAAUUUUGCUGCUGUUGGUUUUAAAGCAACAUCAAACAUACAAGAAAUACAAGGACCAGAUUGUAGACCAACUAAGACGUGUUAGGUUUAUUAGAGACAUCCAGGGUACUCUUCAAUUGGCCUCCUACUUUUUUGAUGAGAAAGAGCCCCUUUACAAGAUCAUGCUUCCUCAAGAGAAAUUUGUACCACCAACAUUCUGGGAAGCAUUUGACCAUGAGGAAGGAUCAGUAAGACGGCUACUGAAGGAGCUUGGAAUGAAACACAUUGUUUCAGAUGUUGAGAUUAUACGGUUCGCAAACAUGAUUGAGUCAGAAGCACGUGGCAGGACCUCAAUUGAUGAGCUGAAGAAGAAGUCUUCUGCAUUAUUCAUUAAGGCUUUGGAAUACAAUGCCACAAAAAAGGACUCUAACUUGUUGAAAAGGAUUGCAACCAUCAAGUUUGUCUUUCCUUUGAACAUUCAGAAAAAACUGUGUAAUUACCACCAACCGUUUGCUGGUGAAAGAGAUGUGGUUGCAAUCACAGAGUCUUUGAUUGACACAAACUCUGAUCAUCAGUAUCUCAUUUGGUCUUCCACACCAAUUCUACCCACAGACAAACUUAAUCAAUCUUAUCUCAAAGAUUUGGUUAAAGCAGGAGCCUUUCAUCAGCCACCCUGUGAGUUAGUGGCCCAGAACCUGAAAAACAUCUGUCAGUCAGAAUGCCCAAACAUUCAUUUGAGAAACAUCAGAAAAACAGCAUUUUGCCAAUCAUAUGCAUACUUACAAUCAAAGAAUUUCAGGGCAUCUGAGCUUCAAGACCUGCCAGUGGUUCUUGUUGAAAAUGAUGCUAUUCUUGUGCAAGCCAGUCGAGCAGUGCUUAGUCUUGAUAAUGACCUUGAGUUUAGGCCAUAUCUGUAUAAAAUCAGUCCACAGCAUGCACUAUAUGCUGAAUUCUUUGAAGGGAUCGGUGUGAAGGAGAGACCCACAAUAAGGCAGUACAGCAUAGUCCUCAAGGACAUUUAUAUGGACAGCAAAGGAAAGGAAACUCUUAAUGCAAAUCAGCAGUUAACCGUCAAACGUGCUGUGCAGCACUUGUUUAAACUAAUUGCUGAUCAACCAAAACAAAUGCAAUUUCCAAAGCACUUGUAUCUACCAUCAACAGAUGGCAAACUGUACAAAUCCCAAGACCUCUACUUCAAUGAUACUGUCUACCAGACAAAAAGACUGGAAGACUCACUGAAAGACAAAUUCAGACUCCUAAUGAACCUGGGUGACUGUCACCUAGGAGAGGACCCAUAUAAACAUCAGAAGAUGCUGCAGUUGUUGCCUAAAGACAAUCGACCAACAAUGUUGUCUCAUAUCACCUCUGAAAGCCUUGUGGGUUCUAGGAUGAACCUGUGUGAAUAUGGAAAAAGCUGUGAGUUCAGUGGUUGGUUUGAGAAACAUUUAUCCUCCAGUCCAUUUUUACAUGGUCUCACAUGUUUGAUCAGAGAACAAAGUAAAGGUGAUGUGUCUCAAGCUGAUGCUGUUGAACUAUGCCAGAAUACCUUUGGAAGACUUCAAAUAAUUUGCUGUGAAAACCUUGAGACAGAGCUUCUCUUACAUCAUGAGCCACUUGCUCACACCACUUCUGAAACACAAGUGUAUGUGACAAAAGAGCCACAGGGCUGCACAUUCUACCUGAGACACAGUGAUGAUAGGGGCUAUAGGGUAAUGCAUGAGGUGGCUAUGACACUAACCAAAGAAAUCAAUUCCUUGCUGCGGAAUGCUUUACACCCAAACAGUCUUCUGGGUUUGGGUGAGCUUUUGUUAUGUGAUACACAGGAAGAAGUUGAGAAGACACUCGAAAAAUAUGGAAUCCGUAACAGUGCCAUCAAAGUAGGACUUCAUCAUCCAGACCCAGGGAGUCUAAUACCAGAGGAAUGGUAUGAUGUUCUUGACAUGAACUUUAUGAACAAUUAUGAAAGAGGCGAGUAUGUUGGCUUCAAAAAGACAUCAGAGGAUGAACACUAUUACCAUGCAGUGAUUGUUGAGCGUUUGGCUGCAUUGCAUGAAACAGGCCAAUAUUGUUGUAGAUAUAAAAUAGAAAUUGGAAAGGAUGAGUUUGUUGAGGUAAGCUCCCUUGAUCUUUACCAGUUUAAACGUGAAAAAACAUCUGCUUCAAAGCAAAGCGUUUGUAGAACAAUACAGCUGGUGGAUGGACCUGUGCCCUCACCUGAGGAAGACUUCCCGGAGACGUUUGAAGAAAUCAAAAGGGAAAUUGAUAAGUGCCUGACAGAAAUCAGGACUCUGUCGAAAGAUGAGCAAGCCAAAGCCAUCAGACGCCUGUAUCUCCGGUGGCACCCAGACAAAAACCCAGGACAGGAAAAGCUCGCUAAUGAGGCUUUUAGGUACUUAAAAAACAAAAUUAGAGAAUUUGAGGCAAAUGAGACUGUUUCUAAAUCAACUACAAGGAAUUUCAGCAGACAAAAUGAGACUGCACAAUCCCAUUUCCCAUGGAAUUUUGAAAACUUCUACCCUCAGUGGAACACCGAAGCAACACGUCACCGUCAAGGUCGAGAGAGGUCCCACCACAACAGUACCAGACCCCAGAGUGAUUUUUGGGCAUUUCAGCAGGAAAUGCCAAGAUCAGACAAAGUGGAAGCUAAGCGCUGGUAUUUGCAAGCCCAGUGUGACCUUAAUGCUGCCCACAAUGACACAGGGGGAGUGACCACUGAGUGGUGUCUGUUCAAGGUUCAUCAGGCUGUGGAGAAGGCUCUGAUAGCAGUGGAGUACAGACGGAGUGGAAAACCCUCUCCCACCAGCUCCAUCUCUAACCUUGCUAAGAAGGUGUCAGGCUACAGCCCGGAGCUGAACACUUUGCCAGGCCUUGUGAGCCGAUUAAAACGUUUGGGUGUAGAUGGCAAAACAACUCAGUACCCCAACUACCAUGAUCCUCCUAAGAUUCCUAACAAUGCAUUCCAACCUGAAAAUGAAAAAGAGGCUCUUGAUAUCACAUUAGAACUUCUGCAGAAAGUGGAUUCAUAUGUAACAAACUGAUUAAAAAGUAGAGUUCUGUUUGUACUUUUUGUAAUUGUAUUGUUAUUCCUUCUUAAUUUUUAACAUCUUUGAAAUACUUUUUAUGGUUGUAUCAUGAUUCUGAUGUUCACUAUGUUCUUAUAUUCACUAUAUAAUAUAUUACAGACAUGAUUUAUCUGUGUAUGAAUGAAUUAUUACUGAAAAUAUUGUUGCUUAGAAUGACAGUUAGUAGUUAAUCACAAAGAAAAGUUAAGGGAAUGGUGAUUUGUUAUGAUUUAUUCAUCAUUUAUUAUGGUCAUAAUCUAUCUGUGGUUGUGUCUUUCUGAAAAUAUGCCUAGACUAUUAAUGAAUAGUUUAUCGCAUAAAAAAGAAGAGGGAACAUAUUGAAGUUAUACUACUUAAUAAAGUUUGCUUAAUGAAA